UUACAGCACAACACAUGGCCCGACCAUGUUUACGGUGGAGGAUAAAGCUUGCAGCGAGCCUAUAUAAAGUUAACUUUGACAAACUUACAGAAUGAGAUAACCUAAUUUGUAUAUGAAUAGCGUAUGUGCAGUAAUGAGGUGUGUGUGGACCACACAACGCUGAAGAGCCGUCAUAUUCUGUGGGAUACGUAUUGUAACGACGUGUUGAGUAUUAGAGCGGGGGGGUUAAGACGCGAGGUACAAACUACUGAAGAACCCGCGGGCUUAUUAGGAGGACUACAAGUUCAGUAAGCGUGAGCAAACAAGUCCCACAUACAAAACGAUUCACAAAGGAACACAUCGUCGCCAUGGCGAAAGGAUCGUUGACGUUUGAGAGAGGAGAGGGCAGCAGGGACUAUCUGGAUACGUCCUACAAGUCAGGACAAAACUUCAGGUUCUAUCUUCUCGUCGCCAUGUUGGCUUGCUUUGUAUGUCUUGCAGUAGGCUUUGUCAUCGGUUGGUUUGCACAUCCAGCCAAAAGCCAAAACCACACCAGCGACAUUCCUACAACCACAGGCAAAAUCCUCUCCGGUUUAUCUCGAGAUAAAAUUAAAGAAUAUCACAAGUUUCUGACGAAUAAACCUCGGUUAACAGCCACAGAUGGAGAGUUCGAGGCCGUGGACUAUAUUGUCGCUCAAAUGAGUUCACAUGGACUUGACUCAGUGAAGGUGAAGUCCUACGACGUACUGAUGUCAUACCCCAACAGCUCCAACCCAAAUAAGGUUCAAGUGCUCAGUGGAGGAACCGUGCUAUUCCAGUCACAGCCCUAUGAGAAAGGUUUAUCAGGGGAAGAUAACUCUAAAAUUGUUCCGCCGUAUAAUUCGUUCGCACCUGCUGGGCAGGCUCAGGGGAAGAUUAUUUACGUCAAUUAUGGUCGUAUUGAGGAUUUUCUGUUUUUGCGUGACAACUUGUCAGUGGAUUUUACGAAUACGCUUGUCAUCGCCCGGUAUGGAAGAGUAUUCCGUGGAGACAAGUUGAAGAAUGCGUGGAAGUUCAAUGCUUCUGGGUUGAUUUUGUUUACCGACCCAGCUGACUUUAAUGCAGAUAACUCCUCCAAGACAUACCCUGACUCCUGGUGGAUGCCUCCCUCAGGGCUACAGAGAGGCACUGUGGGUGGGGAUGGAGAUUACCUCACACCCUUCUACCCCGCCACAGACUACGCUUAUCGCCUUGACGUCAGUGAGGUUGACCUCCCGAAGAUUCCGUGUCAACCAAUCGGCUACGGUGACGCCUACCACAUUUUGAGUCGUAUGGGUGGUCGCAAAGCACCGACAGCUUGGCAAGGCGGUCUCAACUUCACCUAUCACAUUGGACCAGAUAUGGACGACCCAUUAACAGAGGUGCGAUUGGAGGUAAAUAACUACGUGAAGAUCCGCCCCGUGAAGAAUAUUAUAGCGACAAUUAAGGGCAGUCUGGAACCAGACAGGUAUGUUAUACUGGGUAAUCAUCACGACACCUGGGUCUACGGUGCCAUAGAUCCUCUCUCUGGCUCGGCGGCGGCGCUGGAAAUCAGCCGAGUCUUUGGCAACAUGCUGAAAACCGGAUGGAGACCGCGUCGCACUAUCGUCAUUUGCUCAUGGAGUGGGGAGGAAGAAGGUCUUCUGGGCUCCACGGAAUGGGUGGAGGAUCAUAUGAAGGUACUGUAUGAACGAGCCGUGGCUUACCUGAACGUCGACUACACAGUAGACUUCACCUACGCUCUCGCCAUCGGUACAAGCCCUCUCUUACAAGACUCAAUUUUUGAGGCCACAAAAAAGAUACCUAACCCAACACCAUCGAACAGCGAAAAGACUUUAUAUGACAUCUGGAAAAAACAUUUACCGGCUGAUAAAUCCAACCCUGACACAGAGCCAGAAGUCUACUAUUCACUAGGGUCAGGCAGUGACAUGGCCACCUUUUAUCAAAGAGCAGGUGUUCCAUCCACGGAUAUGUAUUACACUUACGAUCAGAACAGAUGGCCAAUCCUGUCCUACCCACUAUACCACUCAGCCUACGAGACGUACCACAUGUACUCGGCCUAUAUUGACCCAUCCUACAACUACACAUUAGCUAUGGCCCAGCUAUGGGCAAUACUAGCCUGUGAUAUCGCAGAAGCAAAUAUUUUGCCGUUCAACGCAAAACGCUAUUCUACAGCCAUUGAAAAAUUUGUCACCGAGAAAGAAGAGUUAUUUGGACAAAGCUGGAAGUUAAAUAACGUUAACUUGAAGUCAUUAAAAUCAGCGGCGAAAAACUUCUCCCAAGCUACAGCAAAGUUUCACGAAAUGAUCAAAGAUCUUGAUUCACCAAGUGAGCUCAAAGUGCGGCAGAUCAACGACAGAUUGAUGAACCUGGAGAGAGCGUUCAUUGACCCUGAAGGGCUACCAGGUCGACGGAUAUACAAGCAUGUCGUGUUUGCACCCAGCAAAUAUGACUCGUAUUCUGACAAUAGCUUCCCCGGUAUCGUGGACACGAUGGUUGACAUCGAACAGAACAAUUUAGACAAAUGGGAUCUUCUCAAACAGCAGGUGUUUGUAGCGACACAUUCUGUAGCAAUGGCCACCAACACAUUGGACGACGUCGGAUUAUGAAACUGAAACGGGAAACCGAAAGUAACAGCUUUCAGAGGCGUUUAAUAAUUGAGCUCAAUAGAGCAGGGGCACAUGCCAUUUUCCUGUUACUUCACAAUGAACAUUUGUGUAUGUCUUGCCUCACCUGCAUUGAGAUCGUGUAGAGAACAGAAAACGGAAAAUGGACAGUGUGAUCAAGUAAACCCCAGCUGGAACAUGCGCCGCAGGCUUUGGGUCACUUCCGAUUCUGUUAAUUGACUAUUUAUUUACACCAGACUAAUCACUGCUACCACUAGACAAGUUUGACCUUUUGACGCAAGCUGGCUUGUUUGGUAGGCUUAGUCUCACCACUUGUGUCCUCGCGCGGUACUAAUUAAUCAGUAUUCAGCAAUAAAAUUGUUUCAGCUUUUACAUAUAAUCAUGUACAUACUUCAGAUAAAAAGAAUGCAUUUGUAUAAAGUAGAAUUAGAAACAAAGGUUGACGGAUUGUUUGUGAACUCUGACAUUUCUUCCUGCCUGAUCACAGUGACCCAAGUGACCUGGACGUUGUUCAAGAUUUCUCUACAAAAUUUGCUAGUGGUGGCAUUGAUGUAAAGCGAAUGUAGAGAGCGACUCAUGCGCUGUUAGGAGUAUAUACUAAACGGAUAUUCCACUUACAUAAAGUAUGCAAUGUUUUGGAGUACAGUAAAAUGGACAAAGCCUUGAAGAAACUCUACCACCUAACUAGGCACUUGAGAAACUUCCUGGUGGUAAGCUAACACUGGGUGGAGGAAAAUGGACACAGUCGAGAAGGAACCCUAUACUAUCUACCCAGGUAUGCCUGAGAAACAUUCUGGGGUUAAGUCAUCUGGGGCUGGAGAAAAAUGGACAUACACCCGUUUCGAAACAGUAAACUAACUCGUCAGCUCACUGUGUUUGGCUUAACAACAUGAGUGAUCGUGACCUGAGAGGGCUCUUCCGAGAUACGGUCUUGGCAAUCUAUACUAGUAUAUGGUAGAAAUAUGGUGCAGUAUUAUUGUGUGAGAGAAUGAUCGGGAUUCGCGUUCGUUAAACCACGUUGAAUUGUGAGAUGGGAUUGUAAUAUACCAAAGUUGUAUAUAGUUGCCUUUAUCUUUUUAAUACCACCUUUCACAUUUUUCUUCGUGGAAGAUGCAAAAUUUUGAUCUGUAAAUUUAAAAAAGAAGUUUUAGGAUUUUAUAGUUUUUCUAUGUUUUUAAUGUGGGAUAAGGGUUAUUUUUUCACCUGUGUAUAUAUUUUACAGUAUUUUACCGUGUCUUUGACAGUUUUGCACUAUGUUGAAAAUGGUUUUAUGUAUAAUAACUAUAUGCUUUAACGAAGAAGACAAACAUUAGUAAUUUUAUGAUCUUAGUCAGUGUCGAAUUAAUCAUUAUCUAUGCAAUCUCACCCGUACAUUUGUUUUAGAAUAUUAAGCACUUACCCAUGCGAAGCCCUCCAUGUUGUAUAUGCUAUAUGUAAACAAGUGAAGCUUGUGUCAUCUUCCGAUGUAUCAGUGAAGAUUUUUCAUUAAAAUUUACGAUCGGAAGUGGCCGACCUUAAUUGCUUUAUCACGCCUUUACUGCCGUGGGGCACUUUUUACUAGUAUCCUACCUUAACGUUUUUUAAUCCUGGUUUUUAAUCGGUUCGAGUAAUGUAAGAAACAUCAAAAACUAAUACUUCAUACACUCAGAAAAUGAAUAUGUUAAUUUUAACAGUUCAUUUAUUUACGCACUCCAACCACACAGGGUGGUAUGGGAGGUACAAUAUCAUGUAUAUUUACACAACGGAAAGUCAGUUGUCUGAGUGAUGCUAGAAUGUAUUUUUAUAACCUAAUGUUCUGUCAUAUUCAACAUAAUAUCGUAUUAGUCUGAUAAAAUCUUUGUGUUGAAUUAAUAGAAUAUGUGUGUUAUACUUAGCAGAACAAUGUGCUGCAGUAGAAGAAUACAUUUUAGUAUCAAUCAGACGCCACAGUUUCUGUUGAAAGUAAGAUUCAUUUUUUUAGUGAUAAAUAAUGUUCCCAAACUGGAGUCCAGAGAAUCAGUCAAGCAUGAAAACCAGUAUAGCGGAGAGAUCUGAAUAUCAAAAUUUAAACGUAGGGAAAUAUUUUUGGUGUAAAUCAAAGUUAUAAACAUCUUGCUAUGUUUCCAUAAGAAAGGCCAUUGUCUCAAUGUCUCAGCCGGCUU
This is a messenger RNA of Liolophura sinensis, 4765 nucleotides long. Its product is annotated as N-acetylated-alpha-linked acidic dipeptidase 2-like. Gene Ontology annotation, molecular function: carboxypeptidase activity. Lineage: Eukaryota; Metazoa; Mollusca; Polyplacophora; Chitonida; Chitonidae. The record is from RefSeq and is a predicted model, not a curated record.